GACUCUGGUUGGUUCCUUAUAAAUCAAGCCCAAAGUUCCUGGUUCGUUCCGAACCCGGAAAUAAUGGAAUAUGAGAACAAGCUUGUCCUCGCUCCCAUGGUUCGAGUUGGGACAUUGCCGUUUAGGUUAUUAGCUGCUCAAUAUGGUGCAGAUAUUACUUAUGGGGAGGAGAUUAUCGAUCAUAAACUUCUCAAGUGUGAACGCAGAGUAAAUGAUUACAUUGGCUCAACAGAUUUUGUGGAGAAGGGAACAGAUAAUGUUGUAUUUAGAACUUGUCAUCAAGAAAGAAAUCAGGUAGUAUUUCAAAUGGGAACUUCUGAUGCUGUGAGGGCCCUAAAUGCUGCAAAGAUAGUGUGUGAAGAUGUUGCAGCAGUUGAUAUCAAUAUGGGCUGCCCCAAGUCAUUUUCUGUGAGUGGGGGCAUGGGUGCUGCUCUGUUGGCUAAGCCAGAGCUCAUUCAUGAUAUUUUGACAACACUGAAAAGGAAUUUGGAUGUUCCGGUGACAUGCAAGAUUCGACUUCUAAAAUCAUCUCAGGAUACUGUUGAACUAGCAAGGAGAAUUGAGAAAACAGGUGUUUCUGCUCUUGCUGUGCAUGGAAGAAAAGUAGCAGAUAGGCCAAGGGAUCCAGCUAAGUGGAGUGAAAUUGCUGAUGUUGUAGCAGCAUUGUCUAUUCCAGUUAUUGCUAAUGGCGAUGUCUUUGAGUAUGAUGAUUUUCAACACAUUAAAAGCGCUACCGGUGCCUCGUCAGUCAUGGUUGCUAGAGGAGCACUCUGGAAUGCAUCAAUGUUCUCUCCUGGAGGCAAAUUACCCUGGGAAGAUGUGAAAAGAGAAUAUGUUCGGAAGAGCAUCUUAUGGGAUAACGACAUUAAAAGUACAAAGCACACUUUGAAAGAAAUAAUAAUGCAUUAUUCUUGUCUUGAACUGCCAGAAGGGAAGGCUGUGAUUAAGUCAGAAACGUUGGCAGAUUUAGCGAAACUUUAUGGGGAGGAAGAGUACUACCAGUUUCUUAACUCUAACCGAUUCUUGGUCAAUGGAAGUUGAUGAAAUUUAAUAAUUCAAUCAGAAUUACUGCCUUUUUGUCCAGAUUUGAAACACAGUUUUGACAGAUCACAGAUCCUUUACUGCCCGGUUCAUAUAUAGCCACUGAGAUUGUUCAGGAAGGUAUCAGCUUAGGGAGAAGAAGGUAGCGAAGUAGGUUGCUCGGUGCAUUGUCGAGAUGCGCAGCAAGCAGAAUUGAACCAUGCUGAAGGGGCUUUUAUUCUUUGAACUUGUGUACACUGUAAUAUUUGAUUUAUAACUUGCUCGUACUUCAACUUUGCGUCCGUACAUUUGGGGCAGAAUGUAGCCUCUGAUGAAAGUGAAAGAUUGAGUAAUUUUAUAGAGGCCAAAAGAUUUAUUAACCACCCAAGAUUGGUGUAAACCUAAUAUUGUAUUUGCUAAUUUUUAAAAAUUCAAACAUUUGUCUGUUUAUUAAAUUUUGAUGUUAUUGUUA
Mangifera indica (mango) is the source of this 1492-nucleotide messenger RNA. RefSeq names its product tRNA-dihydrouridine(20) synthase [NAD(P)+]-like. Lineage: Eukaryota; Viridiplantae; Streptophyta; Magnoliopsida; Sapindales; Anacardiaceae. Gene Ontology annotation, molecular function: flavin adenine dinucleotide binding; tRNA dihydrouridine synthase activity. Gene Ontology annotation, cellular component: cytoplasm. The transcript is spliced from 9 exons. Bases 64 to 1041 code for a protein of 325 amino acids. Gene Ontology annotation, biological process: tRNA dihydrouridine synthesis. The record is from RefSeq and is a predicted model, not a curated record.